AUGGAUAUAGAAGGAUUUAUUUUGUUUAUAUCAGAUCUCAGGAAGAUUGAUAAUCCUGAGGAAGAGGCUGCUAGGGUUCAGCAAGAACUUGCAAAGAUCCGCCAAAGGUUCAACGCGCCACAAGUCACUGGUUAUGAGAUGCGCAAGAAUAUAUGGAAGAUGAUUUACUGUCAUAUGUUGGGUUAUGAUAUAGAUUUUGGUCAUAUGGAAAUAAUCAACCUAUUGGCUUCCAGUAAGUACCACGAAAAGCUUGCUGGCUACAUGGGUUUUACUACUCUAUUAGCUAAUCAUGAUGAACUGAUUCGUCUAAGCAUCAACUCAAUCCAGGAUGAUAUUAAUAGCGGCAACGAGAGGUUCAUUAGCUUAGCUCUUUCCUUCAUUGCGUGUACUCCUUCCACAGAAAUAUCUGAAAGGCUAUACUACCAUGUAAUCAAAAUUAUCGACCCGGCAUACAACCACAGCAUUUAUCUCAAGAAGAAGGCGUUUCUAGCUUUGACACAAAUACUAAACACAAGUCCAUCAUUGCUAAAAGUGGGCGAAUGGAUUCCAAUUGUAGAAAACGUUCUUAAGACUGAGACAGACGAAUCUUGUCUAGUAACUGCGACUACUUUUAUGGAAAUUUUGUUUAAGAAGGAGGCAAAUUGGGAAAAGUCAAUUCACCUAAUUGUGGAAAACCUUUUACAUGUCAUUAGAGGGGAUGUGCCUCAGGUAUACAUGUACAACACUAUCCCAGCGCCUUGGCUCUCUAUAAAAUACUUGCAUUUAUUAAGCAUGAUCAAGCCACAAGACAAAACAAUAUAUUUAAGUAACUUGGGAAUAACGCUAAUAUCAAUUCUCACUAAGCCUGUAACAAAACCUUACUCUAAACCUAGGCGCGGUGUUAAAUUGUCAAAACAGGAAAUAUCUGCCGAAAAUAUGCACAACUCAAUGAUUAUUUUGGAACAUGCCAUCAAAUUGGAGGCACUCAAGGUUGCUAUUGUCUGGAGAAAAUACAUUGAGGGGAUAGAUUUUGAUAUGAUAACGCGUAUUUUAGACUCUUUUACCUCUUCAAAAUCUGCUAGCAUCAGGUACAUUGGAUUGGAGAUGAUGGCCAGAUUAACAAAAGAGACGUCCAAUCUCAAUAAUUUUAAGAAUCACUUGCAAUCGGCGAUAACAUUUCUAAAAAAUGAUGAUCAGGAGGUUAGGAAGCAAUCUGCAGAGGUCUUAUACAAUCUUUGUGACAAGAAUAAUUGGAAGGUCAUAAUCCCAGAACUAUUGGUUACCCUACGCCAUUCUAACAUGUCUCUUCAAAGUGACUUAGUGAUUAGAAUUGCAUCAAUUGCCGAAAAAUAUGCUUCAGAUACUUCUUGGCACAUAGACACAAUAUUCAAUUUGAUAGAUUAUGCCCCGGAUAUUAUGGAGGAUAACAUUUGGUACCGCAUCAUAUGGUGGCUUUCUGGUCUAAAAACGGAACACUAUAUACAACUCCAAAAGUAUGCAGUUAGCCGUGCGUUCAAUAUUCUAAAUGAACAUAAGGCAGGGUUUAGUUAUACUGUACCAGAGCCACUACAAAAGUUAUGUGGAUAUUUACUGGGUGAAUUUGGUUAUCUGUUACCUUAUAACGAUCGAAAUAAGGCAUUCAAACUCAUAAAGGGCUAUUUCAUUGCAGUGUCUAAUGAUGUGAAGAGGAUCUUUUUAAUUGCCUUAGCAAAAUUUGCCAUUGAUGAAAAAUUCAAACCCGCCGCACUCACAUUCUUGAGGGAUGUCUCGGAAAAUGACAUAGAUAUUGAAGUACAAACGCGUGCUUACGAAAUGUUGAAGCUGUUGUCUGCUGAUAAGGAAUUUUAUCAGAACGUUUUGAAAAAUAUGCCAAAAUAUCCCAGCUCCUUGAAGAAAAUGUUUGUAAAAUUACCUUCUUAUGGCAAAGAUAUAUGCGUAGUGGAACCAAAGCGCGUAACAAAAACAAUAUGUGAUAUGGUAAAGGAAAAGAUGGAAUUUCAGGAAAAGGAAACGAUGGAUAUACCCAAACCAAACGAACAGCUGAAAGAUGCAACAAACGAUGAAAGAUGGAAGUUGUUUUUGAGUAAUGAAUUUAGUAGUGGAUUGUACUAUAGUGAAAAGUAUAUAACUGUUUCACUAAGUCAUUUAUACAAGGGACAUAUGGGUAAAGUUCAAAUUAUAGUACAAAAUUCGGAUGAUUCUUACACACUAAAUAUUUUCUCCAUAACUUUCCAAGAAGUGGCCGGGCUGAUAUUUUCAUGUAAUAAAUACGAACCCACCACUAUUAAGAAUGGCGAGAAAACGUCAAUUAAAGCCUCAUUCCAAGCAAUGCAGCCCUUUGUUGGUGUGCCAACUUGUACAAUUGUGGCUCAAGUUAUUACUCCUAAGAAGACAAAAAACUUAAAUGUAGUGUUUGAUUUACCCAUCUUAGUGACCAAGUUGAUAUCGCCUGUACAAUUGAAGACUUCUCAAUUCGCCAACUCGUGGAAUUCAAUUCAAAAUGAAUGCAUUGUUAAUACCAAAUUGAAGUCCAAAUAUGAUAUCGUGGAUUCGCUAAUUGCAUCUAUAUCCCGAUGGAUGGAUAUGCACCUAACCAAAACAAGCGAUACAAUUUAUGCCUCAGCCUCCAUGGCUAUAGGGAUGCCUGAUGAAAACAGGAACCACACUAUGAUACCAUGUUUCAUCAUGAUGAAAUUGAUCAAAUCGCAUGUAACUCUUGAGGUUCGAUCUCCUGAUCCCAUGGCUGCUAAAAGUUUGGCACAUGCCAUCAAAUCGGUACUUUAG
Molecule: messenger RNA, 2763 nt
Organism: Babesia microti strain RI
Lineage: Eukaryota; Apicomplexa; Aconoidasida; Piroplasmida; Babesiidae
Product: AP-2 complex subunit alpha
Exons: 2
Coding region: 1-2763 (920 amino acids)
Biological process (GO): clathrin-dependent endocytosis; intracellular protein transport
Cellular component (GO): AP-2 adaptor complex; membrane coat
Molecular function (GO): clathrin-cargo adaptor activity
Source: RefSeq, a predicted model, not a curated record